AUGAUACCUUAUUGGGUAAAAGAGCGAUUUGGAUUCAUAUUAUCCCUAAUAACUUCGAUUUAUUUUUCUACAGUUCGUUUUGUUUUCUGGUGUUUUUAUUCGUUUUUCCAUCAAAGGAAAUACGUCACAGAGCCUGCCGAUAGUCUACUAUUGAUAUCUGCAUCGCAGGCGGUUCGAAAAAUUGCCAACCGCGAAAUCACUUCUUCACGAUUGAUCGAGUCCUAUAUCCAUCGUAUUGAGCAGAUCAACUCCACAAUCAAUGCUGUCGUUGUUAAAAUGUUUGAUGAUGCUCGAAAACAGGCAGAAGAUGUUGACGAAUUUAUCGCCACAAGUUCAGAAGAUGAAAUAAUUGCGAGAAUUCAAAAGCAACCGCUUCUUGGCGUGCCGUUCACUAUGAAGGAUGCAUUGGAAGUGUCCGAUCAGAUUGUUACAUGUGGAAUUUUGAGCAGAAAGAACUAUAAAUGCGAUCGGACUGCGGACGCUGUUCAAAGAGUUCAAAAUGCUGGGGGAAUUCUUCUGGCAAUCACUAAUGUUCCGGAAGUUUGCAUGUGGGUUGAAACUACAAAUACCGUAUACGGACGGACAAAAAACCCAUAUGAUACUCGCCGCAUGACUGGAGGAUCGAGUGGAGGCGAAGGUGCCCUUCUUGGUGCUGCUGGUAGCGUCAUCGGAAUAGGUAGCGAUAUCGGAGGAAGUAUUCGGAUGCCAUCGUUCUUCAACGGAAUUUUUGGAUUCAAACCCACUCCAGGAAUUAUUUCCCUUGCUGGACAUGUUCCCGAACCCACUGGAUAUAAAACAGAAAUGCUUCGCAUUGGACCAAUGUGCAGAUAUUCAGAGGAUUUGCAGCUCAUGCUUAAGGUGAUGGCUGGAGACAAUGCAGAGAAGCUUAAUCUCUAUGAACCUGUGGUCCGAAAAAACCUCAGAAUUUUCUACAUGGAAGGAAUUCAGAACGCUCCGCUAAUUCAACCGCUCAGCUAUGAAAUGAGCCAUGCCUUAAAACGAACUGUUUCACUUCUAGAGCGCAAAUAUGACGUCAUCGCCACGAAAAUUGAUCUCCCUUUAGCCAGAUAUGUUAUGGAAUUCUUCACUCUAUCAAUGCACCAAGAUACUACUGAUCCUCCCUUCAAUAAACUUAUGCUAGCCAUGGAUGGUUCGAAAGGCGAAGUUAAUUGCUACGUGGAGUUGUUCAGACUGCUUUGUGGAAAUUCGAAUCAUACAUUGGCCGCUGUGAUCACUGGAAUUAUCGAUUCGCACGAUCCAUUCACCGAACAGCAGAAAACAGAACUCCUCUACAAACGUGAUCACUUGAAGCGUCAAGUUCGAGAUCUUCUUGGUGACAAUGGUGUUCUUCUUUUCCCAUCGUGGCCGUGCACCGCUAUGUACCAUAAUGAACCGAUAUUGGCGCCUCUAAACUUCUGCUACACUGCUCUUUGGAACGUAGUCUCGGUUCCGGUCAUUCAGUGUCCGGUUGGACUCGACUCUCGUGGACUUCCACUCGGUGUUCAGGUCAUCGGAAAUCAAUACACUGAUCGCAAUCUCAUAGAAGUGGCACAUGAUCUCGAAGAAGCUUUUGGUGGCUGGGUUCCAGCCGGACCUUUGUAA
This is a messenger RNA of Caenorhabditis bovis, 1602 nucleotides long. Lineage: Eukaryota; Metazoa; Nematoda; Chromadorea; Rhabditida; Rhabditidae. The record is from the annotation of a GenBank genome assembly.